CGACAUUCUCCCCCGCCAUCCACCCGGCCUGACUUUCUGCCAACUUGCUGCGACUUGUGCUUCAUUCGUUGUAAAACAUUCAAAAUGGCUGCUCCUAUCGCCCUCCUCUCCGUCUACGACAAGGACGGCCUGCUGCCCUUCGCCAAGUCGCUCAAGGAGCUCGGCUUCCGCCUGCUCGGCUCGGGCGGCACCGCGCGCCUGAUCCGCGAGAACGGUCUCGAGAUCGAGGACGUGAGCUCGAUCACUAACGCGCCCGAGAUGCUCGGCGGCCGCGUCAAGACCCUCCACCCUGCGGUGCACGGCGGCAUCCUCGCUCGGUCGAUCGAGAGCGACGAGAAGGACCUCGCUGAGAACGGCAUCAGCAAGAUCACCAUGGUUGUCUGCAACCUUUACCCCUUCGUGCUGCAGACGGCCAAGCCCGACUGCACGCUUGCGGGCGCCAUCGAGGAGAUCGACAUCGGCGGCGUGACCCUUCUCCGCGCCGCGGCCAAGAACCACGAGCGCACCGCCAUCGUCUGCAGCCCCUCGGACUACGACGCCGUUAUUGCCGAGUGGAAGGCCAAGGGCGAGGUCUCGGCUGAGACCCGCCGCGGCCUUGCCCUCAAGGCGUUCGAGGCCACCAAGAGCUACGACGAGGCCAUUGCCGACUACUUCCGCAAGAUGUACGCGUCGACCGACUCGGACCCCGCCCUCAAGGCCGCCGCUGGCGUCGAGUACCAGCGCAUCCCCCUGCGUUAUGGUGCCAACCCGCACCAGAAGCCCGCCCAGGCUUUCGUCGAGACCGGCGAGAUGCCCGUCAAGGCUCUCUGCGGCUCGCCCGGCUACAUCAACCUCCUUGACGCGCUCAACUCGUGGGCGCUCGUCAAGGAGCUCUCGGAGGGUCUCGGUCUCCCUGCCGCUGCCUCGUUCAAGCACGUCUCGCCUGCCGGUGCCGCCGUCGGUGUCCCCCUCUCGGAGGUUGAGGCCAAGGUCUUCGGCGUCGACGACCUCAAGGACCUCUCGCCCCUUGCCACCGCCUACGCCCGUGCCCGUGGUGCGGACCGCAUGUCGUCGUUUGGCGACUUCCUCGCCCUCUCGCACCCUUGCGACGUCCCCACGGCCAAGAUCAUCAGCCGCGAGGUGUCGGACGGUGUCAUCGCCCCUGGCUACGAGCCUGAGGCCCUCGAGAUCCUCAAGAAGAAGAAGGGCGGCAAGUACUGCGUGCUCCAGAUGGACCCCAACUAUGUGCCUGGGGACGUUGAGACGCGUCACGUCUACGGCGUGUCGGUGCAGCAGAAGCGCAACGACGCCAAGAUCGAUGCAUCGCUCUUCACCAACCUCGUGUCGCAGAACAAGGACCUGCCCAAGAACGCCGUGACCGACCUCAUCGUCGCCACCCUCGCCCUCAAGUACACCCAGUCCAACUCGGUGUGCUACGCCCUCAACGGCGCCGUCAUCGGCCUCGGUGCCGGCCAGCAGUCGCGCAUCCACUGCACCCGCCUUGCUGGCGACAAGGCCGACAACUGGUGGCUGCGCCACCACCCGCGCGUCCUCGCUCUUCCCUUCAAGAAGGGCACGAAGCGCGCGGACAAGUCGAACGCCAUCGACCUCUUCGUCACGGGCGAGGCGUUCGUCGCGUCGCCUUCGGAGCGCGCACAGUGGGAGUCGCUCUUCGACGAGGUGCCGAAGCCUCUCACCGACGACGAGAAGAAGGAGCACUUCGCCCAGUUCAAGGACGUCGCGAUCGCCUCGGACGCCUUCUUCCCCUUCCCGGACAACGUGCACCGCGCCCGCCGCUCCGGCGCCCAGUACAUUGGCGCGCCCUCGGGCUCGAUUAUGGACGCCGAGUGCGUCAAGACUGCCGACGAGUACGGCAUGGUGUACGCCCACACCAACCUGCGUCUUUUCCACCACUAAACGCAAAUGUAAUGAUGUAGGAGCUAGCAUAUGGCAUUGAUAUGGACUGUGAAGCGGGG
This is a messenger RNA of Cutaneotrichosporon oleaginosum, 1955 nucleotides long. The record is from RefSeq and is a predicted model, not a curated record. NCBI's taxonomy places the organism in Eukaryota, Fungi, Basidiomycota, Tremellomycetes, Trichosporonales, Trichosporonaceae.